AUGAGAACAUGGCCAAGUCAAGAGGGAGAAACCAUGACGGCCAGUAUGGCGCUGUCCAUUCCCACUUGAAACAUUGUAUGUGUCCUGCCGGGAGACAAGUGUCUGAGAUGCAGCUGUUGUUGUGAUGCGGCCCUGGCCGGUGUCGAAUAAUCGCGGUACGUAGGCUUCGAUUCGUCAAGAUGAACGUGAUCGCAGCCGUGAAGAACUACAUCGGGAAGAUGAUCGAUGAGAGUGGGCCGGGAAUGAAGGUUCUUCUCAUGGACAAGGAAACGACUAGCAUCGUGAGCACGGUGUUUGCCCAGUCUGAGAUCCUGCAGCGCGAAGUUUUCCUCUUUGAGCGCCUGGAUGGACCGGCCAGAAGGGAGGCGAUGAGGCAUCUCAAAUGCAUCACGUUCAUCCGACCCACGAAGGAAAACGUCGAGCUUCUAUGCCAGGAGUUGAGGAACCCAAAAUAUGGGUUUUAUUACAUUUCAUUCAGCAACAUCGUCAGCAAGGAAGACAUAAAGACGCUCGCUUUUGCUGAUGAACAAGAAGUGGUCAGAGAAGUCCAGGAGUACUAUGGGGACUACAUUUCCGUCAGUCAUCAUCUCUUCUCCCUCAACAUACAGAAUUGUUCCCAAGGCCUCCACUGGAUGCAGCAGCAUCUAAUUCGCUCUGCUCAAGGACUCACAGCUCUUCUGCUGUCUCUGAAGAAGAAUCCUGUGAUCCGCUAUCAGGGCAGUUCCGAAAUGGCCCGAAAAUUGGCAGAGCAUGUCCGUCAUAUCAUCACAAAGGAAACCUGGCUGUUUGAUUUUCGUCGGAGUGAAGUGGCUCCGCUACUCCUCAUUCUUGAUCGUAGACUGGACCCCAUCACACCCCUUCUUAAUCAGUGGACAUACCAGGCCAUGGUCCAUGAACUUCUGACAAUCAGGAACAACAGGGUGAGCUUGGCAGAUGUUCCUGGCAUCAGCAAAGAACUCCAAGAAGUUGUCCUUUCAGCUGAGCAUGAUGAAUUCUAUGCUACUAACCUGUAUUCAAAUUUUGGAGAGAUUGGGAUGACUAUCAAGGCCCUGAUGGAGGAGUAUCAGAAGAAGGCCCAGAACCACCAGCAGCUGGACACCAUAGCCGACAUGAAGGCGUUCGUUGAGAACUACCCCCAGUUCAAAAAGAUGACUGGAACGGUGACCAAGCAUGUGGUGGUGGUCGGUGAGCUGUCGCGGCUCGUGAAGGAACAUGACCUGUUGGCAAAGAUUCGGGAACUGCUAAACAAGGGGAAUCUCCGAGCUUUAGAUGCAGCCCGCCUGGUCAUGCUGUAUGCAUUAAGAUAUGAGAAGCAUUCCAAUAAUGAUAUUGUUGGACUCAUUAACACACUAAAGGCCAAAGGUGUCCCAGAGAACCUCUUAGUCUGGGCAGUGUUGGAAUACAGAACUCCAGUUCAACAGCAGAGUGAAAAGUCUUUGAGUGCUGGAGAGAUCAGCAAACGAUUCUUCAAGACUCUGAAAGAGGUGGAGAACAUUUACAGCCAACAUCAACCCAUGUUGGUGGAGAUCAUAGAAGAGGUCCUUCGUGGAAGGCUCAAGGAUGUCUCCUUUCCGUACUUGGUCCCAGGCACUCUCAUCAGUGGAAGGCCCCAAGAUGUGAUAGUUUUCGUCGUUGGAGGUACGACCUACGAGGAGGCCCUGGCCGUUCACCAGUUCAAUCAUAACAACCCCACCAUGCGUGUGGUGCUCGGGGGCACCAUGGUGCACAACACCACCUCUUUCCUCGAGGAGGUGACUUCUGCAAUGCAGGGGAUCAUCAAGAAGGGCAGGCGGUUGAUCAACUGAGCAUCUCUCUCGGGAUGGGUGACAUUCCUCACAUUGCUGCCCUGCACCAGUGCAGGAUGGUUAACAAAUACUAUGAUAUCCAGUGUUACAAAUGAUAUUCCAUCAUUUAUUUAUGAACCAAUAACUGUCAUGUCG
Molecule: messenger RNA, 1940 nt
Organism: Darwinula stevensoni
Lineage: Eukaryota; Metazoa; Arthropoda; Ostracoda; Podocopida; Darwinulidae
Source: the annotation of a GenBank genome assembly